This is a messenger RNA of Saprolegnia parasitica CBS 223.65, 1359 nucleotides long. RefSeq lists its product as hypothetical. The transcript has 2 exons. The record is from RefSeq and is a predicted model, not a curated record. NCBI's taxonomy places the organism in Eukaryota, Oomycota, Saprolegniomycetes, Saprolegniales, Saprolegniaceae. The coding region runs from base 14 to 1297 and encodes 427 amino acids.
ACACAAUCGAAAGAUGGUGGCGCUGCCAACAUGGAUUGUCGAAGCGCUGGCAGAGUACCGCGCGGUGCACGGCGACUGCGACGUGCCGCCGGACUUUGAGACACCGGCGUCGCAAGCUGAAGGUUCGCAGCCCCUCGGCAAGGUCGUGAAGAGUGUGCGCGAGUCGCGCUCGGUCCACGACGACGAUGACGUCAACGUUCUGGACAGCCUCGGCUUCAACUGGACGAUCAAAAAGAAAGAUAGCGAGGGGCGCUGUCUGGGGCGCUGUACGGCGCGCGACAACCAAGGACGCAAAGCCAACAAGUUUGUGCCCUGGGAGACGCUAGUCGAGGCGCUUGAAGUGUUCCACGGCAUGAUGCACAGCUUGGAAGGGAUGACGGACUUCCAUGUCGUCCCAAGAGCCUGCGAAAAAAACAUUUGGCCGAUGGCAGCGCGGGACGUCGUGCUUGCGUCCAUCAUCCCGUGGCUGCGAUCGCAGUUUUACGUGCUCGAUGACGACAUUUGCCUCCGCGUCCACGACUUGGAGCUGCACACGGACCUGCCGCGCUGGUCCGUCUUGAUGGCGCAUUUGAACGCGUACCGCCGUAUCCACGGCCACUGCCGCGUGCCCAUCGACUUCAUCGUUUCGCCUGGCACCGCGGGCUGGCCGGCCGAAGCGUUAGAGCUCCCACUCGGUGUGUUGGCGUUCAAGGUCGGCUUACAGCUGACGUCGCUCUCGGACAGCAAGCGCACCGAUCUCGCGUCCGUCCGGUUCGAGUUCAACACGAUCGACACGUGGCGCAACGUGCUUGAUGCGCUGCUCGUGCACCGGCAACUCCAUGGCACUGUGUCCGUGCGUCAAGGAUUUUUCGUGCCCUGCGACAAAGGGUACCCACCGUCGCUCUGGCACCGCCGCCUCAUUUUCUGGGUCAAACGACUCUUUGAGGCGCGUCGGCUUUGCCUGCUCACGGCUGACACGGUGUCCGCGCUCGAGUACAUCGAAACGGGGCCCGCCGCUGGCGCGUUCGACGCGUUGGCGACCAUGCCUGGCUCGCCGGACACAUCGGCGAGCACUGACGGGCUUUGGCACCUCGUCGAAUGGGCCCUCUGGGUGUACAACUACACGCACGACGACCUUGACAUCCCGGCCGACUAUGUCGUGCCCGAUGUGCCGACGACACCGACGCUGCUUCGGGGUUUUCGCUUGGGCGCCGCAUACGCGCAGCUGCACCAACAAAGCACCAUGAGCCCAAGCCGCAGACAACGCUUCGAAAUGAACUUUGGCAUCACGUUCACCGCCCCCGACACAGAUCUCUGAUGACGUUGGGACGUAGUGCCAGGGCUUGUCGUAACUUGAAUGCAUGUGUUGGUUUUUGCGUG